Acanthamoeba castellanii str. Neff is the source of this 633-nucleotide messenger RNA. RefSeq lists its product as uncharacterized. The transcript has 4 exons. The record is from RefSeq and is a predicted model, not a curated record. Bases 1 to 633 code for a protein of 210 amino acids. Lineage: Eukaryota; Discosea; Longamoebia; Acanthamoebidae.
AUGGGCAAGGAAUUCGAGGGUCUCGUCCAGCACAUCUCAGUAUUGGAAGCCGCGCAGCGGGAGCAAGAGGCGAAGCUUGCUGCCGAGAUCGUGAAUCACAACAACACCAAGGCCGAGCUGCAAAAAGACGCGCUAGUCACCAGGCAAGAAGACCGAUGGAAGCAAAAGGUCACGGAGCUUCAGAUCACCUUCGCCUCAGUCAAGGCGGGGCUGAGUGGAGAGGAACGGUGCAACCAGCAGGUGAAAGACGAGGUGCGGCGCCUUAAGCAAGAGAACAACAAGAUCCGCGAGGCCAUCAAGAAGGACAUCGACUGCAUGAGGCAUGAGAGAGGCACAUUUCUCAAGAUGAUUGAGGCGGCCAACGAUGAACUGCGCACUCUCCACGCUACAAACAAAGGCGCUCCUAGGCCAGUCUCUAUCCCGAGCAUGGCUGCUCCUGGUUCUGCGUUCCGGCCUUCCGCUUUGAGGGAGCGAGUAGAGCAGCUCGAAAAAGCUGUUGCCCAAGCCGCCGACGAGAAGGCGGAGCUUACUCUCUCGCUCGAAGCGGCAGUCGCCGAGCUUCAGCCAACCCCAGAGGACAAUCCACUCCCGGUACAAACGCCACUUGCUCUAUCGGAAUUCGUGGUCGGCUAA